Messenger RNA from Jaminaea rosea, 2136 nucleotides. RefSeq lists its product as hypothetical. Bases 1 to 2136 code for a protein of 711 amino acids. NCBI's taxonomy places the organism in Eukaryota, Fungi, Basidiomycota, Exobasidiomycetes, Microstromatales. The transcript has 2 exons. The record is from RefSeq and is a predicted model, not a curated record.
AUGAGCUCCACCCCGAGCCAGAGCCAGGACGGCGAUGCCUUGGACAAGGCCAUGCUAGCACACGCCCCCAAGAUUGCCGGCUCAUUCUGGAUCUUCCUCGCUGUCGUCAUCACGGCCAGCGUCGUGCUAAUCUGCCUCGGUGUGGCGUUGUUCUUUCUCUGCUCACGCCGUCGCAAGGCUCGCCACCUCGCCAAAUCAGCCCGCGGUGACGACCUCAUGACGCAUCACCCAACCUCCCUCUUCUUCGAGACGGUCACCGCCUCCGCGGAGCAACGCGCGCCGUACAAGCAUGUGAUGGGGAGCGAGGACACGUACGCCAGUGAGCGCGAGCACAAGGAGGGAGAAUACGACCAAGGCUAUGGACUCGAUUAUAGCUACGAUGAGUCGAGGUAUAACAACAGCGCAGCCGCGGAGACGGCGCCCCUCGCGCCGCCCCAAGUACUCCCAGCCGCGACCUCGCGCAAGACGUCGCGCGCGCGAGGUCACGGCGGUUCUCGUUGGCAGGUACUCACGGAUUCGUCCGACGACGAGGAAGACGAGGAACAAGACGGCGGCGCUGGCGGCGGCGGCGAUUUGGCAGACGUGACGCUCGGUACUCAGAGUCGGCGUGGCUCCUCCGCGCAGCACGGCGUGGCCCCAACGUCUGCCCCCUUUGGUCUGCACGACUACUAUCUAGCCCAAGUGGCCGAAGCCGCCACCCCUCCCUCGCCGAGGGCCACGAGGAGGGAGAGCGAUGCGCGCGGUUCCGAGGCUUAUGAAGCUGUACCACUUCCACCUGCUACUCCACGACGUCAUAGCCGCACGCGCAGUCGUAGGAACAGCUGGGAGCACGAGGACGCGACGGGGGAGCCAAGCAUUCGUGUCAUCCCGCGCGCCUCUUCCCCGCCUCGUAACCAGCCUCGCCGCUCCUCCAUGCCCGCCGAACCACCUGCCACUUUGCCCAUUAGUCAAAGUGUCGGCAGCGCGGCACUCCCACCCAGCCUCGUAGUCGGGAAUGGUGCUCCAGGCCAGCCGCGCACGCUCAGCGGGGGCACCACACCAGCCGUUGCAAGUCCCGUAGGGAGGCCGAGAAGCUUCAGUAGCGGAGCGGCGUCGAGCACGUCGCGCCGAUGGAGCAACAACGUCAAUGCCAACGAGACCACCCCGCCUGUUCCUCCUAUCCCGGCGGCGCUACGUACCAGUAUGCUUCCAGAGGUCAGAAAGGGCAGCACGCCGCCGAAAGAGGGAGAGGCGGCGAGUUCAUCCCUCGAGCGUAGCUUGCCAGUGGCACGAAAUCAAUCGGAGAGGGAUAUGCCUGGCGAGCAGGAACAGCCCUCUCCCCCUAGUCGUACUGCUACACAAGCGCAUGACCUGACUCUAUUCUCAAGUCGCGACUCCCAUGCAUCCAUUCCCGUCUCCCCUCCACCGCAGUACGUUCCACGCCUCGAGCUUCAGCCCGCCACAGAGGCCCCACCUCCAUCCACGAGCGCGAGCACGAGCGCGACUCGCCGCCUUCCAUCGGGAAAACGCUCCUCCGCCCCUUCUGGACCGCGAUCCUUCGCCAAUCCGGCAGCAGCGGCCAGCAGCGCCAGCGCCCACGGCGGCGGUACGCGAGGCGUCUCCCCCUUCGACCCACGCGCGACAGAGCGAAGAGGGGAGAGUUGGCCGAGUGUUCCACAAGGUUGGACCCUUGCGCAGCAGCAGCAGCCGCAGCCCGAGGCGCAGGCCGAGGCGCAGCCCGAGGCGCAGGCCGAGCCAGCACGCCCAGCAGAGCAACAGGGUCACGAACUUCCAUCAGCACCACGUCGCCCCGUAGUCCAACAAGCGGGAAAGAGACACGAACACCUACAUCGUCGUCAAUCGAGCCAGGGAGCACAUAAUGGGGGAGCGUGGUGGGAGGUGGAGCCUGCUUCGUCUACUUCACGUCAGCACACUGGUCAACCCGGCAAGAAGAUUUCAGAGGGGGAGAGACCUCCACGUCUUCCCUCUCUGCCCUUCCAGCCAGACUCGGACGUGGAGUCGGGGUCGGCCUCAAAGGCGGGCUCAGGCUCUCGACUUCCUCCUGCCUCCUCGUCAGGCUCAGGCCCGGCGUGGUACACCUGGCAAGGGGAUUGGGAGGGGGCGAGGAGGGACAGUCGCGGUUUUGGGUACGUGUGA